Messenger RNA from Glarea lozoyensis ATCC 20868, 789 nucleotides. RefSeq lists its product as uncharacterized. The coding region runs from base 1 to 789 and encodes 262 amino acids. Lineage: Eukaryota; Fungi; Ascomycota; Leotiomycetes; Helotiales; Helotiaceae. The record is from RefSeq and is a predicted model, not a curated record. The transcript has a single exon.
AUGACUGACAUUAUCUUUUCGAAAUCUGCGACAUAUGAUCCCGUUUCUUUAGGCGACAAUACGAGCACUCAUUCUCAAUCAUCAGAGAACCAAGACUUAGAAGACCUGCCUUUCACUCCAAUACCAAAGCGGAAAUGGAAAAGAACCCUUUUAGGUGGUAUCAUCUCAGCAGUACUCGGCUGUCUGGCAAUAGUCGGUGCAUUUGAUAUUUUCCACAGAGUAGGAAGUAUCGCAUCGCAAAGGCAACACACCCAAUCACCAUGCUACUGUGGUCAUUCAUCUGCAGAAGCCCGCUCCUUGGAUUGUGAGUACAUUCCCAUGGCAUCGGCAUGGCUUCCACCACACUGCCGCGACACCUACCUCGAAACCGAAUUCGACAAACUCGGACCCAAUCCGGACAGCACAUGGACUUACUACGCCGACUACGCGCGAACCACACCUAUAGCCAUAUCCACAAUCUCAGAGUUCGCCGGUUCCACAACUAGGUUUUAUAAUGAAUGGCAAUGGCAUGUUAUGCAUUGUAUGUUCUACUGGCGCAAACUACAUCGUGCGCAGUUCUCCGGCGUCGUGAUUGAGCCAAGAUUUAAUACGGAUGCACAUAUCGGUCAUUGUACGAGGCUGAUAUUGAGCAUGAAUACGACAAGUACCACCGUUAGUGGCGUUGGAUUGGGAAGUGAUAAGUGGACGAGGGAAGAGUUAGAAGAUCCCGCUAAUUGGCGUGAUGUUAGGGAUGGCUAUGGGAAUCAGCCGCCCAAAGGGUAUCUUAAUGAUAUGGUUAUGAAUACUUGA